AUGGCUAGUGAGCAGACCAAUUUGACGUCUGUUGCACAACAACCUUCGUUUCUCAACAGACUGCCGGCGGAGAUACGGGCGAUGAUAUACCGGCACGUAUUCGCAGGAAGUGUUGUUCAGCUAUACACUAGAGAAGACGAAACGAUGGCGGUCCGCGAUCGGACUGCAUCAGCGGCUAUGUUAGCUGUUUCCAAGACUUGUCGAGAGGAGGCGACUGCGAUCUUUGGUAGUGAAAGUACAAUUCUGGCCUCGCGCGACAUCGACUGGCAUUCGAAGAGGCUCAGGGAACUGUUGCUCACCAACACAAGAGUGAAUUUCGAGACCGUCAAGCGUCUGGACCAGGAGAUCGUGCUUAAGCAGCUUGGAGAGGUUGCUAUUAUGGCGAACCCAAACAAGUUUUACUGCCUUGACCCUGAAGACAUGGACAUCUGGACAGUAGCUGCCACGGUCAAGUCCCUGUUCCCUGCCCUCGGAACAUAUUUCCUGACUCCCCCAAUACUGGCAGCGUUCACCGGUCCGGCGACCGGAGGCCCCAGAAUUGGUGCUGGAGCGUUCGCAAUGCUCGCACGAAGGGACACGGAAGCCGAGGCGAGGCUCGCGGUGCAGCAAGCCUUGGGUGAUUCUACACAGCACGGAGUUGCAGGGUUUCUCAACUCAAAUUUCGUGCAGUCACAGCUGCAGAGCCGGCACCAUCCUGUCAAUCGCUGGCUUUAUGCCUUAGCAGGCGCAAGAAGUCGGCAUGCAGACUGGAGCAGGCUUCCGGCCGUCAUUGUGGAUCUCAACCUAAGCAUUCAUGGGCAGGAGUGGAAAGCAUGGCCAGGCAUCGAAACUCACGAUUGGGCUCUGGACGAUGCUCAAAUACGGGAAAAUCCCACUCGAUUCGCUGACAGGGCUACGCCACUAUAUUUGCCGUUGGAUCAUAACGUCCACCGCGACUGUGUGCAUGGGCUCGUUAGAUUCAACCUCACGACCAACACCAUAAAAGUCCUGCUUGGCAAAUCGACCGUGUACUUGGAUUGCUUCGGGCCUUUGGGCGCUAUUGAUGGGACCAGGCUGUAG
Messenger RNA from Cyphellophora attinorum, 1059 nucleotides. RefSeq lists its product as uncharacterized. The record is from RefSeq and is a predicted model, not a curated record. Lineage: Eukaryota; Fungi; Ascomycota; Eurotiomycetes; Chaetothyriales; Cyphellophoraceae. Bases 1 to 1059 code for a protein of 352 amino acids. The transcript is spliced from 2 exons.